AUGGAGGACGUCGACUUCAACGAGCUCAAGGAGCAACAGCGGCAACUAAAGCGGACCAUCAACAGUGUAGCGAGGUUCGUUGAAGGUUUCUCAAUGGAACGGCACGAAAACCAGAUCGACGUUCGGUUGGAGAUGUUAGAAGAUGCGAUGCGGAGGUUCUACAACGUCCAGCGGAAAAUGAAGGUGAUCCUCGACGAAGAAGAUAUCGAAACCAAACCAGAUUCAAAGGAAUCCGAAAAUCAGAGGGAAAAACGAGUUCAAGCAAAAAUCGCCAAACGUGAGGCUGAUUUUGAUGAGGCUGCAUCCCAGGUCGAAGAGGUUUACUGCACAGCGAAAUCUUCCCUGGUGGCUUUCAAGCGGAAAAGGCAAGUGUCAGUCGAAUUGUCAGAAUCUUCUACAAGUUCGGUUGUGUCUCGCGUGAAGCUUCCUGAAAUCCAGCUGCCCCAUUUCAGCGGAAGAAUUCAAGACUGGGUCACCUUUCGCGACAUGUUUCAGAGCCUGAUACACAACAACGGUCAGCUUUCCCCAGUCGACAAAUUUACCUACUUGAGGUCAUCGGUGACGGACGAAGCAUUGCAGGAAAUCGGUUCAAUCGAAAUCACGGCCGCAAACUACCAAGUGGCAUGGAGUUUGUUGGAAAGGCGCUACGAAAACAAAAAGCUGAUUGUCAAAGCGCAUUUGGACGCGCUUUUCAGAAUCGAGCCAAUUCGCCGGGAACACAGCGAGUCGCUGAACCGCCUCAUCGGUGACUUCGACAAGAACCUGCAAAUGUUGAACAAAAUUGGGGAAAACACUGAGAGUUGGUCGACGUUGAUGGCCCAUAUGGUCUGCAUGCGUCUGGAUCCCGUAACACUUCGGCAAUGGGAAACGCAUCACAAUUCGAAAGAAGUGCCAACCUUUUCCAACCUGAUGAACUUCCUCCGAGAUCAGUGUUUGGUUCUACAAUCUCUAGUCACCAACACUUCGCCAGAGCCUCACCAUCCAAGGUUCACGAGAUCACCGGAACCACAGUAUCGACGCCCCAAGAAUGCUGCGUCAUUUGUGGAGAUCGUCAGCAUAACAUUUUUCAUUGUCGGACUUUUAAGAGUUUGUCUGUGUCAGAACGGUUUUCGGAAGUGA
This is a messenger RNA of Uranotaenia lowii, 1119 nucleotides long. RefSeq lists its product as uncharacterized. The transcript has 2 exons. The record is from RefSeq and is a predicted model, not a curated record. NCBI's taxonomy places the organism in Eukaryota, Metazoa, Arthropoda, Insecta, Diptera, Culicidae. The coding region runs from base 1 to 1119 and encodes 372 amino acids.